Molecule: messenger RNA, 535 nt
Organism: Elaeis guineensis (African oil palm)
Lineage: Eukaryota; Viridiplantae; Streptophyta; Magnoliopsida; Arecales; Arecaceae
Product: protein NDH-DEPENDENT CYCLIC ELECTRON FLOW 5-like
Source: RefSeq, a predicted model, not a curated record
AUGGACAUUCUUUUCAAUCCCCACUAUCACAGACACAAGAGAAUCCACUCUUUGCUAGCAUUGGCUUCAAAGCCCUCCCAGGUCAAUGUGGAUUACUUGGAGAAAGAAUUCAGAGGUCAUGGAGUCAGCUUUGAAAGUAAUGGUGAUAAUUGUGUCAUCAAUAUGGCAAUGGACAAUGGUAGCGUUGCCAAUGUGGUGCUGCCAAAUGGCCUAAUAACAUCAUACAAGCCACUCAUGUGGCACGGAGCGGCCAUGGAAGUGCUGCAAACAGCUGUAUCAAAAGGCAAAAAUGGUGAAGCAGUUAUCCAAGAGGGGGCAUCUGCAGAUAUCAAGCUUGUGAAUGAUGGUGGAAUUCCAUGGUCCCCAAGCACUAGGUCUCUUCAAAAUGUUAAGAGGAAGUCUGAAGACUCUAUUCAGGCAGAGUCUUCAACCUUUGAUUCCAUUCUUUUCUGCGUUUGAGUUUUGGUAAGACUAAAGAUUUGCAAGCAAGGACCAAUUGCAGCAUGCUAGUUAAAGUGACUUACAUUCAAGUAGC